UGUAAUAACUUCCUUUCUCGGGAUGAAGGUGCUGAUUGCCUGGGGUGUUCUUAUAACUUAAGUUCAGUUUUUUCUUUACUGUGAGGAAGAGGCAAUUUUUUAAAUGAAGCCGUCUCUGGGGAAAUCGUAUUGCUUGUUGUAGCUAAAUACGGAAUUUUUAAAGUCUUUAGUAUGUUGAACUGGAAAUAUAGGACAUGCAUUUGAGAUCUACUAGCGGCUGUACCAUUUUACAUGUAAGAGAGAAGUUGGGCACUGAAAAAUCCAGUUUCUCCAUAUCCUCACCAGCAUUUGGUGUUGUCAUUAUUUUUUUAUUUUAAUCAUUCUGAUAGGUUGCAUCAUAAAUACAAAGGACUGAAGUUAUAAAAGAGAAAAAAGAAGAUUGCUGCUAAAAUGAAUCUGAGCAAUAUGGAAUAUUUUGUGCCACACACAAAAAGCAUCUGGCACAAUGUUUUUGUUUGGUUUGGUUUGGUGUUGUAAAGAGAGAGGAUCUUGCUAUAUUUGCCAGGCUGGUCUCAAACUCCUGGUCUCAAGUCAUCCUCCCCGCUUGGCUUCCCAAAGCGUUAGGAUUACAGACAUGAGACAUCACACCCCGCCCCAGCACAAUGUUGAAUGUACUGAAGAUUUACCCCCCCAAAAAAAUUGUCAAUGAGAAAUAAAGCUGACUGUGAUAACAAAAAGCAGAGCCUGCUCUACUGGCCAUCAUGCGUAAAGGGGUGCUGAAGGACCCAGAGAUUGCCGAUCUAUUCUACAAAGAUGAUCCUGAGGAACUUUUUAUUGGUUUGCAUGAAAUUGGACAUGGAAGUUUUGGAGCAGUUUAUUUUGCUACAAAUGCUCACACCAAUGAGGUGGUGGCAAUUAAGAAGAUGUCCUAUAGUGGGAAGCAGACCCAUGAGAAAUGGCAAGAUAUUCUUAAGGAAGUUAAAUUUUUACGACAAUUGAAGCAUCCUAAUACUAUUGAGUACAAAGGCUGUUACUUGAAAGAGCACACUGCUUGGUUGGUGAUGGAAUAUUGCUUAGGCUCAGCCUCUGAUUUAUUAGAAGUUCAUAAAAAACCACUUCAGGAAGUAGAGAUCGCUGCCAUUACUCAUGGAGCCUUGCAUGGACUAGCCUACCUACAUUCUCAUGCAUUGAUUCAUAGGGAUAUUAAAGCAGGAAAUAUUCUUCUAACAGAGCCAGGUCAGGUAAAACUAGCUGAUUUUGGAUCUGCCUCAAUGGCUUCUCCUGCCAACUCCUUCGUGGGCACACCUUACUGGAUGGCUCCAGAGGUGAUCUUAGCUAUGGAUGAAGGACAGUAUGAUGGGAAAGUUGAUAUUUGGUCACUUGGCAUCACUUGUAUUGAAUUGGCGGAACGGAAGCCCCCCCUUUUCAACAUGAAUGCAAUGAGUGCCUUAUAUCACAUUGCCCAGAAUGACUCCCCAACGUUACAGUCUAAUGAAUGGACAGACUCCUUUAGGAGAUUUGUUGAUUACUGCUUGCAGAAAAUACCUCAGGAAAGGCCAACAUCAGCAGAACUAUUAAGGCAUGACUUUGUUCGACGAGACCGGCCACUACGUGUCCUCAUUGACCUCAUACAGAGGACAAAAGAUGCAGUUCGUGAGCUAGAUAACCUACAGUACCGAAAAAUGAAAAAAAUACUUUUCCAAGAGACACGGAAUGGACCCUUGAAUGAGUCACAGGAAGAUGAGGAAGACAGUGAACAUGGAACCAGCCUGAACAGGGAAAUGGACAGCCUGGGCAGCAACCAUUCCAUUCCAAGCAUGUCUGUGAGCACAGGCAGCCAGAGCAGCAGUGUGAAUAGCAUGCAGGAAGUCAUGGACGAGAGCAGUUCUGAACUUGUCAUGAUGCACGAUGAUGAAAACACAAUCAAUUCCAGCUCCUCCGUCGUGCAUAAGAAGGAUCAUGUAUUCAUAAGGGAUGAGGCGGGCCACGGCGAUCCCAGGCCUGAGCCGCGGCCUACCCAGUCAGUUCAGAGCCAGGCCCUCCACUACCGGAACAGAGAGCGCUUUGCCACGAUCAAAUCAGCAUCUUUGGUUACACGACAGAUCCAUGAGCAUGAGCAGGAGAACGAGUUGCGGGAACAGAUGUCAGGUUAUAAGCGGAUGCGGCGCCAGCACCAGAAGCAGCUGAUCGCCCUGGAGAACAAGCUGAAGGCUGAGAUGGACGAGCACCGCCUCAAGCUACAGAAGGAGGUGGAGACGCAUGCCAACAACUCGUCCAUCGAGCUGGAGAAGCUGGCCAAGAAGCAAGUGGCUAUCAUAGAAAAGGAGGCAAAGGUAGCUGCAGCAGAUGAGAAGAAGUUCCAGCAACAGAUCUUGGCCCAGCAGAAGAAAGAUUUGACAACUUUCUUAGAAAGUCAGAAGAAGCAGUAUAAGAUUUGUAAGGAAAAAAUAAAAGAGGAAAUGAAUGAGGACCAUAGCACACCCAAGAAAGAGAAGCAAGAGCGGAUCUCCAAACAUAAAGAGAACUUGCAGCACACGCAGGCUGAAGAGGAAGCCCACCUUCUCACUCAACAGAGACUGUACUACGACAAAAAUUGUCGUUUCUUCAAGCGGAAAAUAAUGAUCAAGCGGCACGAGGUGGAGCAGCAGAACAUUCGGGAGGAACUAAAUAAAAAGAGGACCCAGAAGGAGAUGGAGCAUGCCAUGCUAAUCCGGCACGACGAGUCCACCCGAGAGCUAGAGUACAGGCAGCUGCACACGUUACAGAAGCUACGCAUGGAUCUGAUCCGUUUACAGCACCAGACUGAACUGGAAAACCAGCUGGAGUACAAUAAGAGGCGAGAAAGGGAACUGCACAGAAAGCAUGUCAUGGAACUUCGGCAACAGCCAAAAAACUUAAAGGCCAUGGAAAUGCAAAUUAAAAAACAGUUUCAGGACACUUGCAAAGUACAGACCAAACAGUAUAAAGCACUCAAGAAUCACCAGUUGGAAGUUACUCCAAAGAAUGAGCACAAAACAAUCUUAAAGACACUGAAAGAUGAGCAGACAAGAAAACUUGCCAUUUUGGCAGAGCAGUAUGAACAGAGUAUAAAUGAAAUGAUGGCCUCUCAAGCGUUACGGCUAGAUGAGGCUCAAGAAGCAGAAUGCCAGGCCUUGAGGCUACAGCUCCAGCAGGAAAUGGAGCUGCUCAACGCCUACCAGAGCAAAAUCAAGAUGCAAACAGAGGCACAACAUGAACGUGAGCUCCAGAAGCUAGAGCAGAGAGUGUCUCUGCGCAGAGCACAUCUUGAGCAGAAGAUUGAAGAGGAGCUGGCUGCCCUUCAGAAGGAACGCAGCGAGAGAAUAAAGAACCUAUUGGAAAGGCAAGAGCGAGAGAUUGAAACUUUUGACAUGGAGAGCCUCAGAAUGGGAUUUGGGAAUUUGGUUACAUUAGAUUUUCCUAAGGAGGACUAUAGAUGAGAUUAAAUUUUUUGCCAUUUACAAAAAAAAAAGAAAACAGAAAAAAAUUCAGACCCUGCAAAACCACAUUCCCCAUUUUAACGGGCGUUGCUCUCACUCUCUCUCUCUCUCUUACUCUUACUGACAUCGUGUCGGACUAGUGCCUGUUUAUUCUUACUCCAUCAGGGGCCCCCUUCCUCCCCCCGUGUCAACUUUCAGUGCUGGCCAAAACCUGGCCAUCUCUUCUAUUCAUAGUACACGUCACAGUAUUGAUGUGAUUCAAAAUGUUUCAGUGAAAACUUUGGAGACAGUUUUAACAAAACCAAUAAACCAACACAAAAAAAGUGGAUGUAUAUUGCUUUAAGCAAUCACUCAUUACCACCAAUCUGUGAAAGUAAAGCAAAAAAAAAAAUAAUAAAUGCCAAGGGGGAGAGAGACACAAUAUCCGCAGCCUUACACCUUAACUAGCUGCUGCAUUAUUUUAUUUUAUUUUAUUUUUUUGGUAUUUAUUCAUCAGGAAUAAAAAAAAACAAAGUUUUAUUAAAGAUUGAAAAUUUGAUACAUUUUACAGAAACUAAUUGUGAUGUACAUAUCAGUGGUGACAUAUUAUUACUUUUUUGGGGAUGGGGGGGUGGGUGGGAUGAAGAGAUCUUGUGAUUUUUAAGAACCUGCUGGCAAGAGUUUAACUUGUCUUCAGCAUAUUCUGAUUGUAUCAUAAUCAUUUUCUGCUGUUGCAGAGGAUGUGAAUACACUUAAGGAGCUCACAGAAUCCCAGUAGCACAAAUUGGGCUUUGGCAAAUCGUGUAUUUUGUGUAUAGAAGGAAUUUAAGGAGAGGUAUUACUUAUUUUCAUAUUGUAUUUUAACUGUUUCUCUGAUCAAAUUUUUUUACUUCCUCCUCCUGUUCCUCCCCACCUCCCUCCUUUUCCAAUUCAGUAUUUGGAGUUCAGCACUGUCUCUCAAUCAGAUCAUCUUGAUCUUUUUCUUUAUUUCCCUUCCCCUUCCUAAGUCCCAUUUCUUGGUCAUAAAUAUUGCAUUAUUCACACUUUCAAACUGUGUAUUUUCUUACAAUAAAAAAUGAUGAAAAAAAAAAAGGCUUUACUUCUUUUGCAUGCACUUUAAAAACAAAACGAAACAUUUUUCAGGUUCCAAGGAAGAGCAUGAUAACUGUCAGAGCUUUUAAUUAUAUUUGUAAAUAAAAGUGUUCAUCACA
Symphalangus syndactylus (siamang) is the source of this 4588-nucleotide messenger RNA. RefSeq names its product TAO kinase 3 (gene TAOK3). Gene Ontology annotation, molecular function: protein serine/threonine kinase activity; ATP binding. Gene Ontology annotation, biological process: protein phosphorylation; regulation of cytoskeleton organization. The record is from RefSeq and is a predicted model, not a curated record. Gene Ontology annotation, cellular component: cytoplasm. NCBI's taxonomy places the organism in Eukaryota, Metazoa, Chordata, Mammalia, Primates, Hylobatidae.